GUAAGUAUCCCAAACAUCUUGUCAUAACUCAUAAGCAACCCCACAACUCAAACAUGAUGUGCACAAAGCUUCUAUCACUUGAAUUGAUCUUGAUCUGUUCACUCUUAAUCCUCUCUUCCUUUCAAGUUUCUGGAAUUUUCAUGACUGCUUCUUUUGCCUUUGAUGCCACUACAGCAUCUACAGUUAGAUAUGAAGCUGUAGAAGAUCAAGAUAGUGAAGCAAGUUCUCUAUUAAAAUGGAAGGCCAACCUUGACAACCAAAGCCAAGAUUUCUUAUCUUCCUGGACCCGAGUUACCAAUCCUUGCAACUGGAAAGGAACUAUUUGUGAUGAAACUAUGUCUGUCACAACUAUAAAUGUUUCAAAGUUUGGACUUAAAGGUACCCUUUUCAGUCUCAACUUCUCAUCCUUUCCUAAAUUGCUUGGUCUGGAUAUUAGUUACAACUCUUUUCAUGGGACUAUUCCCAUACAAAUUGGAAACUUGUCCAGAAUCUCUCAAUUGAAAAUGGGCCAUAAUCAGUUCAGAGGUUCCAUCCCCAAAGAAAUAGGAGAAAUGAGAAGCCUAACACAGCUUGACAUUGCAAGGUGUAAGCUCACUGGUCCAAUUCCUAUUUCCAUAAUGAAGCUUUCUAACUUGUCAUAUCUAGAUUUAACUGGCAAUAAACUUUCUGGCCAUAUUCCUCAAGAGAUUGGGGAAUUAGGUAGCUUAAAGUAUCUGUCUUUUAGAGCAAAUGCACUUUCUGGUUCCAUUCCCUCAACAAUUGGAAUGUUGACAAACCUCAUCAAACUUGAUUUGUCAGCUAACUCUUUCUCUGGUGCAAUCCCUUCACUUAGAAACUUGAGAAACUUAGAACAACUUGUCCUCUUUGGAAACCUUCUAUCUGGACCUAUUCCUGAGGAGUUGGGAAGACUCUUUUCUCUCACAACACUCAAAUUGUUAUAUAAUGAUUUUUCUGGGCCAAUCCCUUCUUCCAUUGGAGACUUGGCCAAUUUGAGAACCCUUCAGCUCAGUUAUAAUAAGCUUCAUGGAUCAAUUCCUUCCGCUCUUGGCAACUUGACAAAACUCACCCAAUUGUCACUUGCUAAGAACAAACUUUCUGGAUCAAUUCCUUCUUCCAUGGGAAACUUGGUCAAUCUAGAGAAGCUUAGCCUUUCUGAAAACAAUCUCUCUGGACCUGUGCCUUUAACCUUUGGAAAUUUAACUAAGCUCACCUUCUUGUUACUUCAUAUGAACAACCUUAGUGGUAGUUUGACACCAGCACUGGAAAAUCUCACUAAUUUUGUCAGCUUGCAACUUAGUACCAAUCAUUUCACUGGACCUAUGCCACAACAUAUUUGCCUUAGUGGAUCACUCACAAAUUUUUCUGCUAACAACAAUCAUUUCACAGGUAAAGUUCCAAGAAGCUUGAAGAAUUGCUCCAAGCUUUUUAGACUCAACCUUGCUGAAAAUAUGUUGACUGGAAAUAUUUCAGAUGAUCUUGGAAUAUACCCAGAUUUGCACAUCAUUGAUCUAAGUAGAAACUAUUUUUAUGGACACCUUUUGCCUAGUUGGGCAAAAAUCCAUAAUCUCAUAGGCCUAGAGAUUUCCCACAACAAUUUAUCUGGUACUAUACCCCCAGAACUAGGACAAGCACCUAAGUUACAAUCACUUCAACUAUCUUCAAAUCAUCUUACAGGGAAAAUUCCAAAAGAACUUUGUUCCUUGACCUCAUUGUUUGAUCUCUCCUUAAGUAACAAUGAACUUUCAGGCAACAUUCCCUUAGAAAUUGGAUCCAUGCAGCACCUACAGCACUUGCAUCUUGCAGCAAACAAUUUAGAUGGCUCAAUCCCAAAACAGGUUGGAGAUCUGCUCAAAUUAGUUGAUUUGAAUUUGAGCAAGAACAAGUUCACCAAAAGCAUUCCCUCUAAGUUUAGCCAAUUGCAUUUUCUUAACAUUCUUGAUCUUAGUUGGAAUUUAUUAAAUGGACCAAUACCAGAAGCUCUUGGGGAAUUGCAACGGUUGAACAAGUUGAACAUCUCCCACAACAAUCUCUCAGGGACUAUUCCAUGUAACUUCAAGGGUAUGCAGAGCUUGACAAGCGUUGACAUAUCUUACAACCAAUUAGAGUGUGAAAUUCCUGACAGUCCAGCUUUUCGUAUGGCUUCAUUUGAAGCAUUGAGAAACAACAAAGGCUUGUGUGGUAAUUCCUUUUACUUGGUGCCUUGCAAAAAGUGUAGUCACAAAACUCAAGAUAAAAGGAAAAGUGUGGUGAUAUUGGCAUCACUCCUUACUUUGAGUGUCCUAUUGCUGAUAGUUUUUGUGGUUGGAGUUUCCUUGUGCAUUCAUUGGAAAAAAGCAAGAAAAAUUAAAGAGCACGAUGCUACAGAAGAACAAGCUCAAGAUCUUUUUACCGUAUGGAACUAUGAUGGGAAUAUGGUGUACGAAAACAUCAUUGAAGCCACAGAGGAGUUUGAUGAAAAAUAUAUCAUUGGAGAAGGAGGGUCAGGAGCUGUUUACAAAGCCAACUUACCCUCUGGCCAGAUUGUGGCUGUGAAAAAGCUACAUGCAACAGUUGAUAGGGAAAUGCUGAAUUUCAAGGCUUUCACAAAUGAGGUUAGAGCCUUGACAGAAAUCCGGCACAGAAACAUUGUGAAAAUGUAUGGAUUUUGCUCACAUCCAAGGUACUCUUUUCUUGUCUAUGAGCUCCUAGAAGGAGGAAGCUUGGAUAAUGUUCUGAACAAUGAUGCACAAGCAACAAUGUUUGAUUGGAGUAAGAGGGUGAAUGUUGUGAAAGGUGUCACAAAUGCUAUGUACCACAUGCAUCAUGGUUGCUAUCCUCCUAUAGUUCAUCGUGACAUAUCCAGCAAGAAUGUUCUUUUAGAUUCUGAAUAUGAAGCUCGAAUCUCCGACUUUGGAACAGCUAAAAUUCUGGAUCCUGAUUCACAUAAUUCAACCACAUUUGCAGGCACUUAUGGUUAUGCUGCACCAGAGCUUGCUUACACGAUGCAAGUGAAUGAGAAAUGUGAUGUAUUCAGUUUUGGGGUGCUAUGUUUGGAAAUACUCAUGGGAAAGCAUCCAGGAGAUCUCAUUUCUUCACUGUUUUCAUCAUCAUCUGCAACAGCAACAACAUUGGCAUAUGAUUUGCAAUUGAAGGAUGUGGUAGACCAAAGACUUCCUCAACCAAUGAGACCAGUUGUUAAGGAGGUGGUCUUGAUUGCGAGAAUGGCUUUUGCUUGCUUGAGUGAAAGUCCACGUUCUCGCCCAACCAUGGAACAAGUUUAUAACAUGUUUGUGAUGUCAAAAUCCCCUUUAAUGGACACAUUCAGCACCAUCAAACUUAGACAGCUUCUAAGCUGUUGAACUAGGAUUUCUUUGUAUUUGUUAAAAGUAUAAUAUAAAACCAUGUGUCACCAUCCAACAACAUGAAAGUAGUGAGUUUGUGUAUUUUCUGUUAGAAUAUAAUAUAAAACCAUUAAAGUGACCCUUACCCAACAGCUUAAGCUUUUGGGA
This is a messenger RNA of Lotus japonicus, 3488 nucleotides long. RefSeq names its product MDIS1-interacting receptor like kinase 2-like. Gene Ontology annotation, biological process: protein phosphorylation. The record is from RefSeq and is a predicted model, not a curated record. Bases 54 to 3338 code for a protein of 1094 amino acids. The transcript has 2 exons. NCBI's taxonomy places the organism in Eukaryota, Viridiplantae, Streptophyta, Magnoliopsida, Fabales, Fabaceae. Gene Ontology annotation, molecular function: ATP binding; protein binding; protein kinase activity.